ACGAUGGAGAAGAAAAGCUACAGAUUUUCUAAAGAAGAAAGAAAUUUUUGGAUCCUGGAUGUAUUGAUCAAAUACGUUGCCCCGACGGCAGUAAGGAAACGUUUUGAUGUUAUUAUUCCUCAAGCUGACCUUGCUAGAAUUCUCAACAGUAAUAUCAGUGUCAUUCAAAAUCUUAUUAGUAAAAAGGUCAUCAAUGUACAUCAGCAAGGAAUUCUACAAGGUGUUCCGGGUUUUAGUAUACCAGCAGCAAUUACAGUACCGACUUCGAAGAAGACAGCAACUUCUUCCACCGACUUUGACACUACCUUGAUGAUAUGCCUUCUUCGAAACUUAAAGCUUGUGCAAGAACCUACUACCGGAUGGGAUAGACUUCCACCUGACAGCGACAACUCCCUAGGAGCAAAUUUGACCAGAAUCAAGGUGUACAGGAACAAACUAUCUCAUCCUUCAAAAAGUCGAAUUAAUGAAAACUCAUUUAACAAGAUAUGGUCUUCCCUAAAAGUGGCUUUGAGUGAAAUAAGUGAUGGAGAAACUGACGCCAUUGUUCAUGGUAUUGAAAGGUUUGAUUUGGAAGGAUCAAAUAAAGAGGAGUUACUAUGCAGGAUUCAACAGGAAGUCCAUGAAUUGAAAAACGAGUUGCAAUUUCAUCGUAACUUAAGAGAAAAUACGAUGAACUUAGUAGAAAAAUGGAAGACUGAGACAGAAGUGUUCUAUAAAACCAGGGGUACGGAGGAAGUAUUGGAGAAGAUCAAAACAAAAAACAAUGUUAUGAUUGUAGGAAAUUCUGGUACGGGAAAGACAGCAACAAUGAAAUAUGUAUCUCUCCUGCUCGAGAAAGAAGGCUAUGAAAUUUUUCCCAUUAGCUCUGCUAACGAUAUUUUCUUCCAGAGAUUCAGUGGCCGAAAGCAACUUUUUAUUAUCGAUGAUAUCAUUGGUAAAUACAAAGUUGAUAACAUCGCCCUAGAAUUAUGGGAAAAAACAAAUAAUCGGCUUGAAUUAAUAUUUAAGGGUAAAGACGCCAAAAUGAUAUGUACCUUGCGAAGAAACUUACAAAAGGAAAUUGGUGAACUUUCUAUUUCGGCGGUUUUUAAUUCAACUAUUGUUUACCUUGGUUCCAUUGAUUUAGCGCUAUCUCUUAAUGAAAGAAAAGGAAUCUUUACAAAAUACAUGUUGGAACAAAACAGACAGGGUGACAUUGGUACAGAGGAAAUAGAGAUGAUCUGUCGUUGUAAUUAUGCAUUUCCUUUGUUAUGUGAAUUGUUUUUCUCGAAUUCUGAAUUUUUCAAAAGGAAAGCUAAGUUUUUUGACAAUCCAUCUAUCAUUUUUCGAGAAGAAUUAGACCGCCUACAAAAGAAAAAUAAUGAGGUAUAUUGUGCUUUGGUGUUGAACGUGAUAUUUGUAAAGAAAACACUACAGCAAAUAUUUGAUAUCACCUGUGACUUACCAAGGAAAGAUGAUUUCUUCAAAAUUUUACGCGCAUGUGAAGUAUCAGAAACAAUUCCACGAAAACGUCUUUAUAGAAAACUUUUAUCAGUCUCGGGUUCAUUUGUCCGAUCAGACGAUCCUUUUGUGUUCAUCCAUGAUAGACUGGAAGAAUCAAUUACCUAUCACUUUGCUUCAUGUUAUCCAGAAAUCAUGCUUAGUUGUUGUAAGCGCGAAUUUAUACUGGAAAGGGUUCGAAUUCAUAAAUGUCAUGAGGACGAUGACAAUGUUUUAAUAAUAGAGCGUUCAUUGUAUAGAUCAUUUUCGAAAAGAACUCUGGCAGAAAUUGUAGACGGAAAAUUUCGAGAUGUUCUUCUGAGUGAUCCACUACAAAACCGAGACUUCGUGAAUUACUUUAUUACUUUCCUCCAAGAAAGCAAUAUUUCUUUAAAUAAAUUGAAACAAUUACCAUGCUCAGACACGUUACCACAAAAAAUGCAACAGAUAGGUAAGGAUUCCGCAAAUAUUACAAACACAAACAGACUUGCCUUGCUAGAGGUCUUGCAAAGAAGAAAGAGCACAUUUAUUGAGUGGUUAGUUGCCACAGGAUGCUAUAUCCUAUUUUAUCACAUUUGUCAAAGUCCAAAGAAUAUCUUUAUACAAUUGUAUGAAAAUAUUUCAGUGGUUACUGAUCUCUUACAUUUGGCAGUUUUAGGUGAAAAUUUAGAUAUCAUCAAAUUACUCAUCUGCAAAGGUGGAAAGAUUAAAUCCUGCGACCGCUAUGGCAUACCUUUGCUGUGUAAAAUUGCAAAAACAAAUAAUUGUGAUAUUGCUAAUUUGUUAUUAGAAAACGGAGCUGAUAUUGAACAGAAAGAUGAGGUUCUGGGUUGGACUGCCUGCUUUGUAGCAACCUGGUUUGGUAAAAUUGAAAUGUUAGAUUUGCUGUUAAGCAAAGGGAGCGAUGCAAAUAGGUUUGAUCUUCAGCAAAGAACGCCACUAAUCAUUGCAGUGCUGAGGAAUAAUGAACAAGCUGUGUCUGUUUUGUUGCGCUAUGGCGCUUCAAUUUAUGAUCAGUUUCUUUAUUUUGACUUGUAUUUAGACAGAAGUUUUUGUUUUCAAGAGGCCUUGCUAAAUAAGAAUUCAAACAUUGUUCAGAUGCUUUUAGGUUCAGACAGAGGACAAAAUGAUCUUGUUAUUGGAUUUCCUCGUUGCAGCUUAUCUAAUAAAAAGGGAUUAAUAAAUGACACCUUGAAUUUGUUUUUAAAUCAUAUAAAAGCAGUCACUUCGGGAAGUUCUGUGUGGAAAGAUUUCGUUGAAAUAUGUGAGGCAAUUCACAGAAAUGAUAUUCAGAUGAUACAAAAAGUAUUCAACGAAAGUGGGAAGAGCUUUUAUCGCACUAGACUUCAUGGUAGGCACAAAAUUGUAUCCAAAACACAUCUUUUGGCAAAUUUUAACGGAAAUUAUCUGCGUCUAUCUUUGCUUCAUGUAGCAGCAUUAUUUGGUUCCGUAAAUGCUGCCAAGAUUCUAAUAAAAUUUGGAGCUAAUCCGUUCCAAAGAGAUUUCAGGGGGAGAACACCGUUUCAUCUAACAAGCAGUAGAAAUAUGAUUGAAACGCUUUUGAGUAGUAAAUUUGACCACUUUCAUGAAGGAAAAAUGUCAUUUUUGCACCAGUUAAUAAGAUUGUUACUUUUUCUUGUGUCUUUUAAAUUUAUACCUUCUGCUACCAGAAUGUUAGUAAGCUCUAGAAGUGGCAUAAAUUGUAUUGAUAUUAAUGGAAAUACUCCAUUGCACUCCAUGGUAAUGAGGAUGACAAAUGUUUCGGAAUGUCUUGAUGCUAUGGAAUCAUUAAUGCAGCACGGUGGAGAUCCGCGAAUACGAUGUGAAAGGGGUUUUCUUCCACUCGACCAUUUCAAUACCCAUUCUCUUUCUUUAGAUGAAAAUGAAUUGGAGAGAGGAGAAAAUAUGUUAGGUUGCCCAAAGACAAGGAACUUUAUAAAAAGGGAAAAAUGCUUUUUGUUUACGUUGGUCUUACUUUUCAUUUCAGUCAUGUUGUGGUUUUAUUUGAGAAUAGUUUUCAAUGAUUGUUUAGAAGUAGAAUCUGUUGAGAAGAAGGAGCAACUUGCUGAGGAAUUGAAAGCACAUCUUUAA
Saccostrea cuccullata (small rock oyster) is the source of this 3570-nucleotide messenger RNA. RefSeq lists its product as uncharacterized. Gene Ontology annotation, cellular component: ciliary inversin compartment. Lineage: Eukaryota; Metazoa; Mollusca; Bivalvia; Ostreida; Ostreidae. The transcript is spliced from 5 exons. Gene Ontology annotation, molecular function: protein binding. Gene Ontology annotation, biological process: protein localization to ciliary inversin compartment. The record is from RefSeq and is a predicted model, not a curated record. Bases 4 to 3570 code for a protein of 1188 amino acids.